AUGUCUCGGAAACGUCCCAUCGCUAGCGCUAAGCGCACACGCACUGCGCGGACCUUUGAUGAGGUACCGAAGAAAUCAAAGGUGGUGCUGCUGUCUUGUGGGUCUUUCAACCCAGUGACAAAUAUGCACCUGCGCAUGUUUGAACUGGCAAGAGAUCACCUGGAGGACACGGGACGGUAUGAAGUGGUGAAGGGGAUCCUGUCACCAGUGGGCGAUGGCUACAAGAAGAUAGGCCUGAUCGAGGCCAGCCAUCGGGUGGAAAUGGCCAAGCUGGCGGUAGAGAGCUCCAGCUGGAUUGAGGUGGACAGCUGGGAGAGCAGGCAGGCCGACUGGCAAGAGACAGUCAAAGUGCUACGGCAUCAACAACAGGAACUGCUCUCCCAGGAACCGGACACUGAUGUGGUAGGCACUGCAAAACCUGGCAGGAAAAGAAAACGCAUGGAUGCCAGCAGUGCCACCAAGAGGAGGAAGCUCGAAGAGCCUGAUAUUGCACCUAAAAAAACAGUUUCCGCUGCCUCCUCAGGUGAGCCGCGCGUGAUGCUACUCUGCGGUGCUGAUGUGCUGGAAUCAUUCGGUGUGCCGGGGCUGUGGAAGCCUCAGCACAUCGAGGAGAUUGCCAGCACAUUUGGACUGGUGUGCAUCACCCGCGGCGGAUCGGAUGCGGAAGCCUUCAUACAGGGCUCCGACCUCCUCUUGCCACACCGCAGCAACAUCCACGUGGUGCAGGAGUGGGUGGCCAACGAUGUGUCGGCCACUCGCAUCCGCCACGGGCUGCGGUGUGGCCACAGUGUCCGCUACCUUCUGCCCGACCCGGUGCUCGGCUACAUUCAGGAGCGGCAGCUGUACAAUGCGGAGAGUGAGCAGAGGAACGAAGGGGUUGUGCUGGCUCCUCUCCAGAAAUGUGCAAGAACGCAGGAGUAA
Messenger RNA from Brienomyrus brachyistius, 921 nucleotides. RefSeq names its product nicotinamide/nicotinic acid mononucleotide adenylyltransferase 1-like. NCBI's taxonomy places the organism in Eukaryota, Metazoa, Chordata, Actinopteri, Osteoglossiformes, Mormyridae. The transcript has 5 exons. Bases 1 to 921 code for a protein of 306 amino acids. Gene Ontology annotation, biological process: NAD+ biosynthetic process. Gene Ontology annotation, molecular function: nicotinamide-nucleotide adenylyltransferase activity; nicotinate-nucleotide adenylyltransferase activity. The record is from RefSeq and is a predicted model, not a curated record.